AUGGCAUCUAGUUUAGCGCUUGCUAGUCGGAAGUACCUAGCUAGGGUCUGCUCAGUCCAUUCGUUUCGGCGUAACAUUUGCACAACAUCGCCAUGUUAUUACUACAUUGAGGGUGCUCAUGAACCUUUUGCCCCAAUUCCCGAUCGUUUUCCCCGGUGGGCAACUUCUGGCGAGGACGCUUUCAGCCACUUGAAAGAUGGAGCUAAAGUUUUUGUUCAUGGAGGUGCCGCCACUCCUUCUCUUCUCGUCAAAGAACUUCAUCAAUACGUCAUGAGUAGAGGGAUUAAAGAUGUUCAAUUGCUCCAUAUUCAUACCGAAGGUCCAUUCCCGUUUAACGACCCGGAAUGUGUUGGUCAUUUUCGAACUAAUUCUCUUUUUACCGGUAGCAACUGCCGUCAGGCAAUUAAUGAGGGUCGGGCUGAUUUCACGCCGAUAUUUCUCAGUGAAAUUCCUCUUCUCUUUCGUCGCAAACACGUGGAAUUAGAUCUUGCUAUUGUUAGCAUUACGCCUCCAGAUCGACACGGAUUUUGCUCCCUUGGACCCAGUGUAGACGUAACCCGAUCUGCCAUUCAGAAUGCCAAAUUCAUUGUCGGCCAAGUUAAUCCCCAUAUGCCACUAACUCGUGGUGAUGCUAGCAUUCAUGUGAGCAAUAUCGGUGUUCUUAUGCAUGGACCACAACCUCUGCAUGAGACGAAGGCACGAAAAAUCACUGAUGUUGAACAGCAAAUUGGAAAGUAUAUUGCUGAAGAGCUAGUUCCUGACGGCGCUACAAUGCAGAUGGGCAUUGGAUCAAUUCCGGAUGCGGUUUUGUCUCAACUAACUAAUCACCAACACCUCGGUGUACAUACGGAGAUGUUCUCCGACCGACUUGUUGACUUAGUGAAACUCGGUGUGAUCACGAAUUCCAUGAAGAAGAUGCGCCCUGGAAAGAUUGUCACCAGCUUUGUUAUCGGUACUAAGAAGUGUUUUGAUUUCCUCGACAACAAUCCUUUUGUGGAUAUGUGCGAUAUUGCCUGGGUCAACUCACCUGUCAUUAUCGCUCAAAAUCCCCGCCCAAUGGCGAUUAACUCGUGCAUUGAGGUCGACCUCACCGGCCAGGUGGUGUCUGAUUCUAUUGGAUCGCGAAUUUAUUCUGGCGUCGGUGGUCAGGUGGACUUUAUUCGAGGUGCGGCGAUAUCGACUGAUGGGGAGGGUAAACCCAUCAUCGCAUUGCCAUCGGUUACCGCGAAAGGGGAGUCGAAAUUUGUACCCUACUUGAAGGAGGGCGGCGGAAUCGUCACAACUCGCGCACAUGUUCACUACAUCGUGACGGAGUACGGAAUUGCCUACCUGUUCGGACGCAAUCUACGUCAGAGGGCCCACGCACUAAUUAAAAUAGCACAUCCUGACCAUCGGGAGUCUUUAGAAAAGGCGGCUUUCGAACGACUCAAGGUAAUGCCUUCACCCGAUUAA
This is a messenger RNA of Echinococcus granulosus, 1452 nucleotides long. RefSeq names its product 4-hydroxybutyrate coenzyme A transferase. The coding region runs from base 1 to 1452 and encodes 483 amino acids. Gene Ontology annotation, molecular function: acetate CoA-transferase activity. NCBI's taxonomy places the organism in Eukaryota, Metazoa, Platyhelminthes, Cestoda, Cyclophyllidea, Taeniidae. The transcript has 6 exons. Gene Ontology annotation, biological process: acetate metabolic process. Gene Ontology annotation, cellular component: mitochondrion. The record is from RefSeq and is a predicted model, not a curated record.